This is a messenger RNA of Panonychus citri (citrus red mite), 4670 nucleotides long. RefSeq names its product solute carrier family 12 member 4-like (gene kcc). Gene Ontology annotation, cellular component: membrane. NCBI's taxonomy places the organism in Eukaryota, Metazoa, Arthropoda, Arachnida, Trombidiformes, Tetranychidae. Gene Ontology annotation, molecular function: potassium:chloride symporter activity. The record is from RefSeq and is a predicted model, not a curated record. Gene Ontology annotation, biological process: chloride ion homeostasis; chloride transmembrane transport; potassium ion homeostasis.
UCUUUCUCUUCAGUAUCUCUCUAUCUUUCUUUUCAAUCUUCCAGUCUCUUCCUCCUUCUUUUUGUUUCUUCCUUUUGAUUCUGUCUCACCUUCCAUUCUCAUUAUUAUCAUCAACAGAGAAUCAGAAUCAUUAUCAUCAACAACAUUCUCAUCUCUUUAUCUUCCUCUUUCUUCCACCGCCACCACCACCACCACCAUCAUCAUCUACAUCGGUACAACAACAUCAUCCUCAUCAUCUUUCAAAUAAUCUUCCUGUUACUCUGAACUAUCAUCAGCAUCAUCAUCGUUCAUUGUUGUUAUUGCUUCUUCAUCUGGUUUACUAUUGUUGGUAACAUCUAAAUAAGAUACAGAAAAAAACCUUAUCCGUUUCUGUUAUUUACUGUUAAUUCAGUUGAAUUUUGUCUCCUAAUUGUGAUUCAAUUUUCAGUUGUUUUCAUGAUUAUCAUCAGAAUCAAACCAUCUUAGUUCUCAUUUAUCAUCUUCAUCAUUUAUCAUCACAAUUAAGUAUCAACGUUAAAUCAACAUGGGUGAAAAAGGUGAAGCCAUGAUGAUGAGUGUAUCAUGUAAGGAUGACCAGGGUUCAGAAAAAGAUGGUUCCAGUGGUAAGAAUAUGUAUCUCUAUGGUGAGGAGCCGAAUGAAAGACCCGCCGUGUCAACUAUUUUAUCCAAAUUGGCCAAUUACAAUUAUCUGCCUUUACCCAGUAAGGAGGGAAGUGAUCCCAAUGAGCCUGGAAAAGAGGGCGGCGGCGGAGGUGGUGGGGCACAAUUGGGAACCAUAGCGGGUGUUUACCUUCCCUGUAUACAGAAUAUUUUUGGUGUUAUCCUUUUCAUCCGAAUGGUUUGGAUUGUAGGUACCGCCGGUGUACCAGCGGCGUUUCUAAUUGUUUUUAUCUGUUGUUCUGUUACCUUUUGCACAUCCAUUUCCCUUUCCGCCAUCGCAACCAAUGGUAUAGUUCCAGCGGGUGGGUCAUAUUUUAUGAUCUCAAGGGCACUUGGACCGGAAUUUGGUGGAGCGGUGGGUGUACUUUUCUUCCUUGCCACCGGCGUUGCUGGUGCCAUGUACAUUACCGGAGCCAUUGAGAUUAUAUUGAAAUAUAUUGCACCUGAAUUUGCACUUUUCGGUGAUCUCAAUGAACAAUCAAUCCUCUAUCAUAAUAUACGAUUCUAUGGGACAAUUAUUUUAAUCAUCUCGGUGGGAAUUGUUUUCAUUGGGGUUAAAUUUGUAUCCAAGGUGGCUCCCUUUGCCCUGGCUAUUUGCCUGUUGUCCAUUUUUAGCAUUUACUUUGGUGUCUUUAUCAACUACAAUGGGACACCCGACACAUUUUGCAUGGUGGGUGAAAGGAUAAUGUCAAAUCAGGGUUACAAGAAUUGCAAUAAAAACUCAUCCGAUCCUGAUUCCAUUUGGCAUGUUUUCUGUGUUUUCCAUAAUCAAUCGGUAACCGAACCUGAUCAGGUCAAAGUGGGACCGGGAAGGUAUAAUCGACGGAUGGACAUUCGCCUUCAACAUAGAGCAGAAAUUGAUGGAACCAUGAUUGAACCUCAUUGGGACUGUGAUCCUUAUUUCAAGAAUCAUGAGGUCUCAUUGGCCAGGUCAGUUCCAGGUAUCGCUUCAGGGGUAAUCAAGCAAAAUCUUAAGGUUAGAUUCCGUGAGAAAGGUGAUGUAGUCACUCUCGAUGAAGAUGCUCGUUAUCUACCUGACCUGCCACCUUAUUCAAAUGUAUUCGUGGACCUUACAACUUCAUUCACCUUUUUCGUCGCUGUUUACUUUCCCUCGUGUACGGGAAUUCUGGCCGGUUCAAAUCGCUCUGGUGACCUGAAGGACGGUCAAAAAUCGAUACCAGUGGGAACCAUAGCUGCUCAACUGACCACCUCGUUUGUUUACCUUUCCUCGGUUAUCCUGUUUGGAGCCUGUUUCAAUAAUCUUUUCAUCCGUGACAAAUUUGGAGCCUGUGCUGGUGGUCAACUAGCGGUCACUUUGGUAGCCUGGCCUUAUCCCAAGCUAAUCGUUUUCGGUGCCCUUUUCUCAACCCUCGGGGCAGCUCUUCAAUCAUUAACUUCAGCACCUCGUCUAGUACAAGCCAUUGCACAUGAUGGUAUCAUUCCGUUUCUCAAUAAGUUUGCCGUCAUCGAUUCACGCGGUGAACCAGUCAGAGCCCUCGCACUGACCACGGUCAUCGCUUGGGCCGCUCUACUCAUCGGUAACCUCGACUUUAUUGCACCCAUAUUAACAAUGUUUUUCCUAAUGUGUUAUAUGUUUGUUAACCUCGCCUGUACACUUCAAUCAUUACUUAAAACACCAAAUUGGAGGCCAAGGUUCAAAUAUUAUCAUUGGUCUUUAUCAAUGACAGGGGUAUUCCUUUGUCUAUUUGUUAUGUUCAUUUCUUCAUGGUACUAUGCGUUAGCAGCAAUAAUUAUCGCCGGUUGUAUAUAUAAAUAUAUUGAAUAUCGUGGGGCUGAAAAGGAGUGGGGUGAUGGUUUCCGUGGGUUGGCACUUUCAGCGGCUCGAUAUUCAUUAUUAAGAUUAGAAGAUGCUCCUCCUCAUACUAAAAAUUGGCGACCACAGAUAAUGGUUUUCCUUAAAUUAUCCCAUAAUGAUGAUUUGGCCAUCAAACGACGUAACUUGUUAACCUUUGUGGCUCAACUAAAGGCGGGAAAAGGUCUCACUUUGGUCUGUUCUUGUAUAGAGGGAAGUACAAAUUCAAUUGAAGCUCAGGCCAGAGCAUCGGCUGCCAAACAGACCAUUGUAAAAGCGAUGCACGAUGAGAAAGUUAAAGGAUUUGUCAAUAUACUAAUUACAAAUAGCGUUGUUGAUGGUUUAUCAUAUUAUAUCCAAUCAGCUGGAUUAGGUGGAUUGAAACAUAAUACAAUUCUUCUUGGAUGGCCUCAUGGUUGGAGACAAUCAAUGAAUACUAGUAAAGUGGAUAUUUUCCUGCAAACGAUUAAAAAUGUUACUGCCUCUAAAAAUGCUUUGUUGGUUCCCAAGGGCGUUGACCAGUGGCCUGAGACGUCGACAUCUCCAGGAUUAACUGGUUUUAUUGAUGUUUGGUGGAUUGUCCAUGAUGGUGGAAUGCUCAUGUUACUUCCCUUUCUAUUGAAACAGCACAAAGUUUGGAAAAAUUGUAAACUACGGGUAUUCACGGUCGCUCAACUUCAAGAUAAUUCAAUUCAAAUGAAGAAAGACCUGAAAGCCUGGUUAUAUGCAAUCAGAAUUGAAGCUUCCGUUGAGGUGAUUGAAUUUAAUGAUUCCGAUAUAUCACAAUACACCUAUGAGAGAACCCUUAGAAUGGAACAACGAACCGAAAUGUUGAGACAAAUGGCUAAAGCCGCUGCUGAGGCUAAUUCAGGUUCUUCGGGUGGUGUUUCAAGUGGAACGGUGGCCAAAGCGGUUCGUUUUGCCACUAGACGUAAAUCAUCAACAACCUCUAAUCCAAACUCCGAUCCGUCUUCCCCACCCUCUUCUGGACCCACUGCCACGGUUGUUGACAUAAUACCCUCACAACCAGUUUUUACCGUUUCUCAGGCCACACCACCAAGUUCACCUGAAAGAAAACACAAAAAUAUAUUGGAUAAUGUGCCAAAUCAAGAUGAAAAUGCUCCUCAACCCUCUACACACCCUCCCUUGGAAACUAAUAAACUUCUCAACCUUAAACCGGAUGAAAAUAAUGUCCGCCGGAUGAACACUGCUGUUAAAUUAAAUGAAGCCAUUGUGGACAAAAGUCAUUCAGCGAAGCUCAUUUUCAUCAAUCUACCAGGACUGCCACGAGAUAUUGCCCAUGGAAAGAGUUCAUCGUCUGAAUCAGCUCAUCAUUAUAUGGAAUUUUUGGAAGCUUUGACCGAGGGAUUGGAAGUUGUUCUUGUUCGUGGUGGCGGUCGUGAAGUUAUCACCAUUUACUCUUAACCCACCAAGAAAGAAUUAUUAUUAUUAUUACAAUUAUAAAUUAACUAAUUAAUGAAUUACAUGGAGAGACAAGAAAGUAAAUCAGCUAUGAAAAAAGAGGCAAAUGUGGAGAGAAAAGAUUCUGAUAGGCAAGAAUUAACCAGGAAAACAAAUGGUUAUACAAAAGGGAAUCAAAUGGAUCCAAUUAAGGUGUUUGAAAGAGUAAAGGUAAAAUAGGAAAAUGGCGACGAAACUGGUGAAGUGACCAUUUCUUUUUGUUUUAUGGAUCUUCAUCUAUGGUUAAUAGAUUCUCGUAGUGUUACACAUGCCGGUUCCAAUUAUGAAUCUUCGAUUAAAUUGAGAGCUCAUCAUUUUAUUGUUCGUUAUAUAUUAUUAUUGUUAUAUCCGAUUCUCUUCCUAUUCUCUCUUUCAUUGUAUCUCUUGACCGCUCUUUCUGUCUUCAUCUUCCGUUUUUAAAUUAAUUUCUAGUCAAUUUCUAUCUAUCUUAUUGGUCACCUUUUCUCUUCACUCACACUCAUCCAUUUCAUCAUUAUCAUCAACACCCUCAUCAUCAUCUAUAACUCAUACUCAAUGGUCAACGACAGUAAAACUAAUUUGGAUUAAACCAUCAACAACAAAGCGAAAAAACUUAUCAUCAAAUUUGACUAGUGAAUCCAUCAUCAUCCCGUAGUUUAUACAAUUAAUAUUUACCUGAUCUUAAUGAGAGAUGAAGGGGAAAACUUCACCAAAUCUCAUCAAUAAAUUUGCAAAUCUCACCAAAAACAAAAACAAA